Capsicum annuum is the source of this 4788-nucleotide messenger RNA. Its product is annotated as protein Ycf2-like. NCBI's taxonomy places the organism in Eukaryota, Viridiplantae, Streptophyta, Magnoliopsida, Solanales, Solanaceae. The record is from RefSeq and is a predicted model, not a curated record.
AUGAGAGAACAUCAAUUCAAAUCCUGGAUUUUCAAAUUUAGAGAGAUAUUGAGAGAGAUCAAGAAUUCUCACCAUUUCUUAGUCUGGACCCAAUUCAAUUCAGUGGGAUCCCUCAUUCACAUUUUUUUCCACCAAGAACGUUUUUUAAAACUCUUUGACCCCCGAAUUUGGAGUAUCCUACUUUCACGCAAUUCACAGGGUUCAACAAGCAAUCGAUAUUUCACGAUCAAGGGUGUAAUACUCUUUGUAGUAGCGGUCCUUAUAUAUCGUAUUAAUAAUCGAAAUGUGGUCGAAAGAAAAAAUCUCUAUUUGAUAGGGCUUCUUCCUAUACCUAUGAAUUCCAUUGGACCCAGAAAUGAUACAUUGGAAGAAUCCGUUGGGUCUUCCAAUAUCAAUAGGUUGAUUGUUUCGCUCCUGUAUCUUCCCAAAGGAAAAAAGAUCUCUGAGAGUUGUUUCCUGAAUCCGAAAGAGAGUACUUGGGUUCUCCCAAUAACUAAAAAGUUUAGCAUGCCUGAAUCUAACUGGGAUUCGCGUUGGUGGAGGAACUGGAUCGGAAAAAAGAGGGAUUCUAGUUGUAAGAUAUCUAAUGAAACCGUCGCUGGAAUUGAGAUCUUAUUCAAAGAGAAAGAUCUCAAAUAUCUGGAGUUUCUUUUUGUAUAUUAUAUGGAUUAUUCGAUCCGCAAGGACCAUGAUUGGGAAUUGUUUGAUCGUCUUUCUCUGAGGAAGAGUCAAAAUAGAAUCAACUUGAAUUCGGGACCGCUAUUCGAAAUCUUAGUGAAACACUGGAUUUCUUAUCUCAUGUCUGCUUUUCGUGAAAAAAUACCAAUUGAAGUGGAGGGUUUCUUCAAACAACAAGGGGCUGGGUCAACUAUUUAAUCAAAUGAUAUUGAGCAUGUUUCCCAUCUCUUCUCGAGAAACAAGUGGGCUAUUUCUUUGCAAAACUGUGCUCAAUUUCAUAUGUGGCAAUUCCGCCAAGAUCUCUUCGUUAGUUGGGGGAAGAAUCCGCCCGAAUCGGAUUUUUUGAGGAACGUAUCGAGAGAGAAUUGGAUUUGGUUAGACAAUGUGUGGUUGGUAAACAAGGAUCGAUUUUUUAGCAAGGUACAGAAUGUAUCGUCAAAUAUUCAAUAUGAUUCCACAAGAUCUAGUUUCGUUCAAGUAACGGAUUCUAGCCAACUGAAAGGAUCUUCUGAUCAAUCCAGAGAUCAUUUGGAUUCCAUUAGUAAUGAGGAUUCGGAAUAUCACACAUUGAUUAAUCAAAGAGAGAUUCAACAACGAAAAGAAAGAUCGAUUCUUUGGGAUCCUUCCUUUCUUCAAACGGAACGAAAAGAGAUAGAAUCAGGCCGAUUCCCGAAAUGCCUUUCUGGAUAUUCCUCAAUGUCCCGGCUAUUCACGGAACGUGAGAAGCAGAUGAUUAAUCAUCUGUUUCCGGAAGAAAUCGAAGAAUUUCUUGGGAAUCCUACAAGAUCCGUUCGUUCUUUUUUCUCUGAUAGAUGGUCAGAACUUCAUCUGGGUUCGAAUCCUACUGAGAGGUCCACUAGAGAUCAGAAAUUGUUGAAGAAACAACAAGACCUUUCUUUUGUCCCUUCCAGGCGAUCGAAAAAUAAAGAAAUGGUUAAUAUAUUCAAGAUAAUUACGUAUUUACAAAAUACCGUCUCAAUUCAUCCUAUUUCAUCAGAUCUGGGAUGUGAUAUGGUUCAGAAGGAUGAACCGGAUAUGGACAGUUCCAAUAAGAUUUCAUUCUUGAACAAAAAUCCAUUUUUUGAUUUAUUUCAUCUAUUCCAUGACCGGAACAGGGGAGGAUACACGUUACACUACGAUUUUGAAUCAGAAGAGAGAUUUCAAGAAAUGGCAGAUCUAUUCACUCUAUCAAUAACCGAGCCGGAUCUGGUGUAUCAUAAGGGAUUUGCCUUUUCUAUUGAUUCCUGCGGAUUGGAUCAAAAACAAUUCUUGAAUGAGGCCAGGGAUGAAUCGAAAAAGAAAUCUUUAUUGGUUCUACCUCCUAUUUUUUAUGAAGAGAAUGAAUCUUUUUCUCGAAGGAUCAGAAAAAAAUGGGUCCGGAUCUCCUGCGGGAAUGAUUUGGAAGAUCCAAAACCAAAAAUAGUGGUAUUUGCUAGCAACAACAUAAUGGAGGCAGUCACUCAAUAUAGAUUGAUCCGAAAUCUGAUUCAAAUCCAAUAUAGUACCUAUGGGUACAUAAGAAAUGUAUUGAAUCGAUUCUUUUUAAUGAAUAGAUCUGAUCGCAACUUCGAAUAUGGAAUUCAAAGGGAUCAAAUAGGAAAGGAUACUCUGAAUCAUAGAACUAUAAUGAAAUAUACGAUCAACCAAUAUUUAUCGAAUUUGAAAAAGAGUCAGAAGAAAUGGUUCGAGCCUCUUAUUUUGAUUUCUCGAACCGAGAGAUCCAUGAAUCGGGAUCCUGAUGCAUAUAGAUACAAAUGGUCCAAUGGGAGCAAAAAUUUCCAGGAACAUUUGGAACAGUCCAUUUCGGAGCAGAAGAGCCGUUUUCAAGUAGUGUUCGAUCGAUUACGUAUUAAUCAAUAUUCGAUUGAUUGGUCUGAGGUUAUCGAUAAAAAAUAUUUGUCUAAGCUACUUCGUUUCUUUUUGUCCAAGUCACCUCUUUUUUUGUUCAAGUUGCUUUUAUUUUUGUCUUACGCACUUCCUUUUUUCUGUGUGAGUUUCGGAAAUAUCCCCAUUACUAGGUCCGAGAUCUACAUCUAUGAAUUGAAAGGUCCGAAUGAUCAACUCUGCAAUCAGUUGUUAGAAUCAAUAGGUCUUCAAGUUGUUCAUUUCCAAAAAUUGAAACCCUUCUUAUUGGACGAUCAUGAUACUUCCCAAAAAUCGAAAUUCUUGAUCAAUGGAGGAACAAUAUCACCAUUUUUGUUCAAUAAGAUACCAAAGUGGAUGAUUGACUCAUUCCAUACUAGAAAUAAUCGCAGGAAAUCCUUUGAUAACCCGGAUUCCUAUUUCUCAAUGAUAUUCCACAAUCAAGACAAUUGGCUGGAUCUCGUGAAACCAUUUCAUAGAAGUUCAUUGAUAUCUUCUUUUUAUAAAGCAAAUCGACUUCGAUUCUUGAAUAAUCCCCAGCACUUCUGCUUCUAUUGGAACACAAGAUUCCCCUUUUCUGUGGAAAAGGCCCGUAUCAAUAAUUCUGAUUUUACGUAUGGACAAUUCCUCAAUAUCUUGUUCAUUCACAACAAAAUAUUUUCUUUGUGCGUCGAAAAAAAACAUGCUUUUUGGGGGAGAGAUACUAUUUCACCAAUCGAGUCACAGGUAUCUAACAUAUUCAUACCUAACGAUUUUCCACAAAGUGGUGACGAAACGUAUAACUUGUACAAAUCUUUCCAUUUUCCAAGUCGAUCCUAUCCAUUCGUUUGUAGAGCUAUUUACUCGAUCGCAGACAUUUUUGGAACACCUCUAACAGAGGGGCAAAUAGUCAAUUUUGAAAGAACUUAUUGUCAACCUCUUUCAGAUAUGAAUCUAUCUGAUUCAGAAGGGAAGAACUUGCAUCAGUAUCUUAAUUUCAAUUCAAACAUGGGUUUGAUUCACACUCCAUGUUCUGAGAAAGAUUUAUCAUCCGAAAAGAGGAAAAAAUGGAGUCUUUGUCUAAAGAAAUGCGUUGAGAAAGGGCAGAUGUAUAGAACCUUUCAACGAGAUAGUGCUUUUUCAACUCUCUCAAAAUGGAAUCUAUUCUACUCAAAAUGGAAUCUAUUCCAAACAUAUAUGCCAUGGUUCCUUACUUCGACAGGGUACAAAUAUCUAAAUUUGAUAUUUUUAGAUACUUUUUCAGACCUAUUGCCAAUACUAAGUAGCGGUCAAAAAUUUGUAUCCACUUUUCCUGAUAUUAUGCAUGGAUCAGGUAUAUCAUGGCGAAUUCUUCAGAAAAAAUUGUGUCUUCCACAAUGAAAUCUGAUAAGUGAGAUCUCGAGUAAGUGUUUACAUAAUCUUCUUCUGUCCGAAGAAAUGAUUCAUCGAAAUAAUGAGUCACCAUUGAUAUCGACACAUCUGAGAUCGCCAAAUGCUCGGGAGUUCCUCUAUUCAAUCCUUUUCCUUCUUCUUGUUGCUGGAUAUCUCAUUCGUACACAUCUUCUCUUUGUUUCCCGGGCCUCUAGUGAGUUACAGACAGAGUUCGAAAGGGUCAAAUCUUUGAUGAUUCCAUCAUCUAUGAUUGAGUAGCGAAAACUUCUGGAUACGUAUCCUACAUCUGAACCGAAUUCUUUCUGGUUAAAGAAUCUCUUUCUAGUUGCUCUGGAACAAUUAGGAGAUUCUCUAGAAGAAAUAUGGGGUUCUACUUCUGGCGGCAACAUGCUUGGUCCCGCUUAUGGGGUCAAAUCAAUACGUUCUAAGAAGAAAGAUUGGAAUAUCAAUCUCAUCGAGAUCAUCGAUCUCAUACCAAAUCCCAUCAAUCGAAUCACUUUUUUGAGAAAUACGAGACAUCUAAGUCAUACAAGUAAAGAGAUAUAUUCAUUGAUAAGAAAAAGAAAAAAGGUGAACGGGGAUUGGAUUGAUGAGAAAAUAGAAUCCUGGGUCGCGAACAGUGAUUCGAUUCAUGAUGAAGAAAGAGAAUUCUUGGUUCAGUUCUCCACCUUAACGACAGAAAAUAGGAUUGAUCAAAUUCUAUUGAGUCUGACUCAUAGUGAUCAUUUAUCAAAGAAUGACUUUGGUUAUCAAAUGAUUGAACAACCGGGAGCAAUUUACUUACGAUACUUAGUUGACAUUCAUAAAAAGCAUCUAAUGAAUUAUGAGUUCAAUCCAUCCUGUUUAGCAGGCAAACUGUUUGAUUCUGAUAUGUAG